AUGGCUUUGAUUUUCAAGUCUCUGGCAUUCGAUUCCAGUUACUCACUUGAUGUGGAAUGGAAGAGGCGAGAAGCAAGGGGCAGUGAAGAUGCCGCCUUGAAGUCCCUGCUGUAUAAGAUAACAACGUCUUCCCCUUGGUUCCGAUAUGAAAAGGGUUCCAUGGAGCGGGCGGAAUGCCACCAAAUCCUGUCACAGCAAUUAAAACUCCCCGAGUCGGAAAUAUCCUCUGGGCUCUGCGCAAUUCCCCAAUUCUCGCUCCCUGAGGGUGUGAGAGACCUCAAGGCCGAUUUUCCAGAUCUCAAAUUCCUCGCAGUUGGGAACGGAACCUUAGACCAGGUGGCACCCCUUCAACGUCAACUGGAUGGAGGCCAAUGGCCUGACACUCGGAUAUUUGCUUCCUGCCAACUAGGUGAACGCCUACCGCAUUCGGGGUUCAUCAAAAGACUCCUCAAGGAGAGUCAGCUAGAGUCGUCACAGGUGCUCUAUGUCACUCACAUCCCGGAACAUGCGGCUGCAGCCCAAACUGCUGGACUUGAAGUUUUGUUAUGCCCGGACCAGGCUCAGUACGCGUCUCGUGUUCGGAAGCUUUACUCAAAUCCUAUAGAAAGAGGCCUGAGCUUCUUGAAGGGUCAAGCUGGCAACUUGAAUCUCGAAACAAGUGCUGGCAAGACAUUGCAAGAUAUUUUCAGCCAAUUUCUCAUCCUCGACGCACUCAAUGACGAAAGCAUUGUUUACCUACCCCAAGGCUCACCUCCGUUCAACUGGCUCUUUGAUAAUGAAACUAGCCGCAAGCCAGUUUACUCGAAGCCAGCAUGCGUGGAUACCAAUUCACUGGGGCUAUCCGUUGUCAGCCAUGUUACCAUGGACCAGCGAAAUGAUAUCAUGGAUCAGAUGUUAGCCUUACGAGAUUCAGAGGGAAUUAUGCAGGUUUAUUUCUCCGAUGAGGUGAUCCGGCAGGACAUCGGUGUAGCCAUUAAUUCCUUGUCACUAUUCAACGAGUUUGGAAGGGGUGAAGAACUUCAGGCCACAGAGGAUUGGGUUUUUGACACCCUCAGAACCCGUGCGCAUGAGUAUUCUUCUCACUACUACACCACACCCGAUCUCAUUCUUUUCUUCAUGUCUCGAUUGCUCGAGGAUUCCAACUCCUGCUUCGUGACUGUGUUUUAG
Messenger RNA from Penicillium pulvis, 1167 nucleotides. RefSeq lists its product as uncharacterized. The transcript has a single exon. Lineage: Eukaryota; Fungi; Ascomycota; Eurotiomycetes; Eurotiales; Aspergillaceae. The coding region runs from base 1 to 1167 and encodes 388 amino acids. The record is from RefSeq and is a predicted model, not a curated record.